This is a messenger RNA of Prunus armeniaca (apricot), 972 nucleotides long. The record is from the annotation of a GenBank genome assembly. NCBI's taxonomy places the organism in Eukaryota, Viridiplantae, Streptophyta, Magnoliopsida, Rosales, Rosaceae.
AUGACAAAUUCUAUGUAUGCUUUUUCAGGUGAGGCUUCUCUAACAAACGGGUAUUUGGACACCACGAUAGACUGGAUUCCAGGACUGAAGGAUAUUCGUCUGAGAGAUCUCCCAAGCUUUGUACGCACCACAGAUCCAGAAGACAUCAUGCUAAGCUUCGCCAUGGGGGAGGUAGAAAGAGCUUCCAAAGCUUCUGCUAUCAUCUUAAACACUUUUGACAUAUUGGAAUAUAAAGUGUUGGAGGCUCUUUCUUCAAUGUUUCCUCCAAUUUACACCAUUGGCCCCAAUCACUUGAUUGUGAACAAGAUUGUUCCCCAGAACGCUAUAUCGUCAUCGAUCGGUUCCAGCCUUUGGAAAGAAGAGCCUGAGUGCCUACAAUGGCUGGAUUCCAAGGAACCCAACUCGGUGGUUUAUGUUAAUUUUGGGAGCAUUACUGUUAUGACACCCCAACAGCUUGUUGAGUUUGCUUGGGGUCUUGCUAAUAGCAAAAAGCCCUUUUUGUGGACAAUUAGGCCUGACCUUGUGAAGGGUGAAGCUGCUAUUCUCCCAUCGGAAUUUGCCCAAGAAACGAAACAAAGAGGUUUGUUGGUCAGUUGGGCACCACAAGAGGAAGUUCUGAACCACCCAUCUAUAAGAGGAUUCUUGACACACGGUGGCUGGAACUCCACCAUUGAGAGCUUGAGUGCUGGAGUGCCAAUGGUUAUAUGGCCGUUUUUCGCGGACCAGCAGACGAACUGUUGGUUCUCGUGCACUCAAUGGGGAGUUGGCUUGGAGAUUGAUAGCAAUGUGAAGAGGAGUGAAGUGGAGAAGCUUGUGAGAGAAUUAAUGUCGGGUGAGAAAGGGAAAGAGAUGAGAAAGAACGCCAUGGAGUGGAAGGGAAAGGCAGAGGAAGCUACUGGUCCGAGGGGUUCUUCAUUACUGAAUUUGGAGAAGUUGGUUAAAGAUGUACUGCUGCAGCCAUCAAAACCCUAG